This is a messenger RNA of Drosophila hydei, 2740 nucleotides long. RefSeq lists its product as uncharacterized. The coding region runs from base 478 to 2577 and encodes 699 amino acids. The record is from RefSeq and is a predicted model, not a curated record. NCBI's taxonomy places the organism in Eukaryota, Metazoa, Arthropoda, Insecta, Diptera, Drosophilidae. The transcript has 5 exons.
AAACGAAAUCGGAUAAGAUUAACAAUAUCAACCAGCCCCCAGACGUUAUCUAAAGCCAAGUAGGAGAAAAUGCGUCAAACAAAAACGUUUUCUGCACUCGCAUUUGCAAAUGUCUAAAUUAAUUAAUGAAAUUCUUUUUCGAGACCUGAUAAGCAGGGCCAGGCGCGCGCGAUUGUCGUGGCAAGGCACGACAGUCAGGUCACAUGCGCUUAUCAGCGACGCGUGGUUUGCUUGGACUCUAAGCUCGAGUUCGGUGUCUGGGCAAGAAGCAUGAUUUAGAUCAUUGAUCAGUCCCUCGAAUUUGACAGCUAUUACCACAGACACACACACACGCGUUAUGUGGGUUAAAUUCAGUGCAGUACAUAUGUAUGUGUAAACCGGUUUAGUGUGACGGUCACCAAACGCUCACAUAAGCGCUCAAGAGGUAUUUGAAAGUGCAGCAACGCAAACGGAAUCAAUUGUAAUUAGUUUGCCAACAUGCAAAUGAUGACAUUGGCGGCUACUAUCACAGCGCCUCCGGCACUCCAGACAACAUCGUGCGAGGUCGUUAUGGUUCACGUAGUCCAGCGAGCGGGCAGAUCGAAGAGACCGUCUAUACAGCCGGACCACGUGGUUCAAGGAUAUAACUCAAGGCUAGCCUGCACUGGAGUUGACAACGAGCAAGAAACAAACAAACUAAAAAACAAAAAUUACAACAAUUUUUUUAGCGCAAAAAUGCGUCUCAUUGUGUUAUCAACACUUUUGCUUGCCUCCUGGGCUGCUGGACAAGCCACGGAUGCCGUCGAAAUACAAAGGCAAAGACUGAUCAAAUUUCCCGAGGAGUUUGAUCCGAAUGUGGCGCCGCCCACGUCCGACAAAGCGGACGAGGCCAAGCGCAUUCUCGACCAGAUUGCCAAGGUGAACGAGGCCUUUGGCUACGUGAAGAAGAAGCCCGAUCAGCCAAAGCUGCCGCCCAUACUCGACUCCAGUCAGUAUCUCUUCCCCAAGCCCGCCCAGCAGCCCUUCCACUCGCAGCAGCAUCAUUUCUCUGGCAGCAAUGGGCAAACGUUGCUGGAGCCCUCCAUUCGAGCUGUCAAGCUAACAAGGCAUGUCGUGGAUGCAUCCAGAGAGCAACAACAACAGCCUCUCUACUUCCGACCUAAUCAGGUGCAGCUGCCACAGCCAAGCUCAGCGCAGGAGGCACAGCAGCUGCCCGCCCACUUCGUCAUACCUGUGCAUCUGUACAAACUGAACAAGGAGCAGUAUUUGCGAGAGAAUGCACCGCAGGAGUAUCGUGUCAAGGGCUACAAGAUAAUUGGCGAUGUGGACAGCUUCUAUGGCAAAGCGAAGGGCCUGCUGCACGAUAAGAACCAGAAGCAGAGCAAGACAACGCCCAAAUACCAUUUGUUCUUUCUGCCCCGCGAGUUGGCCUUGAAUGAUGACGGCACGCCCAAACGCGGUAAGCCAACAGCGACAAGCACCACCACAACCACCAAAGUGCCUAGUUCCAGCAAGGAAUCUCGAUUCGAUUCGCGUGAGAAGCUUAUGCAUAAGCCACAGUCACUCCCACAGCCACAGAUACAGUCCCAGCUACAGCCACAGUCUGCUCCUUCUCGUAUGCCCGCCGUCGUCACACCAGAUACGAAUGGCAAUCGCAAGCGGAUUAGCGGAUUAGUUGGCAGCACAACCAAGCCAUUGCGUGGCAGCAGCAAGGAUGCAGAUCAGACUCAGCAGCUGCAGGCCAGUUCAUCUAGUCUCAAAGUGAGCUCUGCCCCAGGCCACAGUAAUAUUGCUCAGCAAACCACGUUGCCGCCAACAGGCGGACUGCUGCCCAAUCGCAAUCGCUUGAAUGUGUUCCGUGUGCCCAGCGUCAAUCUGGCCGAGAUGCAGAACCAGACCUCGACAGCCAUCAAAAACGCCUUUCAGAAUAUUUUCAAAAUGCCCUUCCGCACGCCUAUUGCGCUGACAGGAACAACAGCCACACAGCCAGUUGUGGUGCAGAGUGGAGCUCAACAAAAUACCGCCUUGUUGCAGGAUAGUCAGGAUGAUUACAAGUGGGAUGAUGAGCGGGAAGGCGGUGGUGAUGGUGACGGGGAUAUAGAUACCUUGGAGCAAAUGGAGAAUACGGCUGCGGAACAGGACACCAGUGCGGGAGCAGAGAAGCAUCUGUUUGCACACAAAACGCAUCACCUAAUGAACACAAUAGGCACUGUGGCCACCGCGCAUCAGGGCACCCAGAAGCAGGCUCUGCGAGAGGGCGGCAUCAUCAUUCAACGCUUGAAGGUGCGCAAGGGCGGAAUUGCGAUUGCAGGGCCGGGAGGCGUGGCUACAGCGGGUAGUGGCGGUACAGCAAUUGUGGGCCCUGGCGGUUAUGCCCUGACCCACCCGCGCAGCUUAACCAUUGCUGGUCCUGGGGCUAAGGUUAUUUCUAUACCUGCUGAUGUGGACCUGAAGGAUGCUCUCCAACGCACAGAUGUGGAUGCACAGAGCUUUCCACGUGAGGGCAAGGUGGUGGCUACAGGGCCCACCGUCUACUAUGCACCACCAACGGGCAUGACGGACGAUGACGAGGAAGAGAUGCAGGAAUUUGAAGCAUAAAUUGUAGUUGCCUGACUAAUUAGUUAGGAUCUGUUGUCGGCCCUGGUCUUCGAAUUAGUUCGAUUACAGUUAUCGAUUCCCAGGGCUGCCAGAAAGUUAGGAAUUGUGGCUGCCCUUUAGCUAUGUUCGAUUUUAAACCUAAUGACUGUUAGUAUUUUUGUAU